Salvelinus namaycush (lake trout) is the source of this 1840-nucleotide messenger RNA. RefSeq names its product cilia and flagella associated protein 410 (gene cfap410). Bases 502 to 1371 code for a protein of 289 amino acids. Gene Ontology annotation, cellular component: U4/U6 x U5 tri-snRNP complex. Gene Ontology annotation, molecular function: protein binding. NCBI's taxonomy places the organism in Eukaryota, Metazoa, Chordata, Actinopteri, Salmoniformes, Salmonidae. Gene Ontology annotation, biological process: cytoskeleton organization; mRNA splicing, via spliceosome. The record is from RefSeq and is a predicted model, not a curated record. The transcript is spliced from 7 exons.
UGUCCCGAUUACAAAACUAUACGAUAUUACAGAGAACAAGUUAAUUAUCUCACAUCUCGUAAAAAUAUCCAUAAUGUUGCACUUGUUGUUGACGGAAUUGAUACUAAUGUUGGGUUUUUGAGCUAGCGCCCAACGGACUCCCUGAAGGAGAACUCGCCUUGUCCCAGAAUGCACCGCGGGACCCACUGACGACGCAUAGCCGAGUUCAAUGGAGUUUCCCAUCUCCUCUAAAGUACAUCUGUUAUAUCUGACACCUUUCCAUCUGUUGUGUGAGAGUGUGUAUGGAAAUGGUUAACCGGAUGGUAACUCGGUAACUACAGACGCCACGGUAGCCCGCCCGUUCACAGUACACACACAUAGGCGUACCUGGUCCUGUAGGUGUGCUAGGCUAGCUAUGUAGCUAUAAAUGAUCUGAUGGAAGCUGCAUUGCACCGACACUUUAGUUUUGAUCGAUAAUUGGUUAUUAGAGACUAGUAUAAUCGCCCACAACACGUCUGCAGUAUGAAGCUAACACGGAAGUUGGUCCUGGCCAAAGCCAAGGCCUCGGAUCUGGACAGUGUGAAGAAACUCAACUGCUGGGGCUGCAACUUGACAGACAUCUCCAUAUUUACCCAGAUACCCCACAUCGAGGUCCUGACUCUCAGUGUGAACUCCAUCUUGUCCCUGUCAUCUCUGUCGGGCUGUGUGUGUCUGAGUGAGUUGUACCUCAGACGGAACCUCAUCCCUUCUCUCUCAGAGCUCUCCCAUCUCCGCCCCCUCACACGCCUACGAGUGCUCUGGUUGGCUGAGAACCCCUGCUGCGGAACAGACCCCAGCCAAUACCGUCUCAACGUGUUGCGAUGCCUGCCACGCCUACACAAACUGGACAACCAGGUGGUGACAGAGGAGGAGCUUACUUUUGCUCUAAACGAGGGAGAGGAGAUAACCACACCCCCUGCCGCCGCCCAGAAGCAGUUCUCGACCAGUGACCAGCCAGAGAACGUCAGCUCCACCAAUGGACAGACCGAGACAGAAUCAGAGAACGACCCCCUCAACUACAGUAUGGAGGAGACCAAUAAGAUCCGGGAACAGUUGGGGAUGAAGCCUAUUCCUAGAGACAAGUUCUCCUCCCCAUCACCUCGACCUGCAGCUAGGAAGUCCCACACUCUGGAGGCGGUGCUGAUGCUGUUGAAAGAUCUGGAGGAGGAGGAGCUACGCAUCGUUCACACGGCAACCCAGAACAGACAGCUUCGAUCGCACACACACCCCAAGCUCACACACACGCUACAGGGAGAGACAACCACUGACACACACACACUGCAGGGAGAUGGAACCAUCGACACACACACACUGACAAACUCCAGAGAGAGAACGACCGACAUCGAGCACUGACACACACACACACACUCCAACACACACACACACACACACACACACACACACACACACACACACACACACACACACUCCAACACUGACACACACACUCCCAUUGACUUUAAACACUAAUACAACCACCCAACGCUGAGGUAGACACACAAGUCAUGUUUAAGCUCUGUGACCAGAGGGAGAGGUAAGGGUUCACAUGCUCCCCUAGGUACAGAUCUAGGAUCAGCUUCCCCUCCCCAAUCCUAACCUGAACCAUUAGUGGGGGGAAAUGCAAAACGGACCCAAGAUCAGCGUCUAUGGACUUUACCCUACUCCGGGCUCACCCACCCACCAAACCUUGGUACACACAUGCUUCAGUAUUGUUGUGACAGCCUUUUAGCCAAAUAGAGGAGACUGAAGGGAGAAGUUGUGGCUAUCUAUUCUCUAGCAGAGUGUGGCUAUCUAUUCUCUAGCAGAGCGUGGCUAUCUAUUC